AUGGUCGAGGGCUUGCGCCGAUGGCAUUCGGCGGUUGAGAGGAUGGUCGAUGAGCCCUGGAGGGGACGCAUCAAAGCGUUCCUGAAUGAUCACCACACGGCAUCCCACUUGAUCCGACAUGAUGGGAAGGUGAUCAUUUCAGGUUUGGUUGCGAUGGCUACAGAAGCUGCGCUGGAGCUUGAGCCCUUCGAGUUCAAUCCUGGACGUGGGUAUGUCGUGUUCGAGCAGUGGUUAACCAUCAGCCGUGUUGAAGACAUAGCUUCUCAGAUGCCGCGCCGCGUCUUGCCAAUGUCAUUCGCUGGGCCUGCUGUAGCUCUCCAACUUGUGCACCAGUCGAAGCAACACGAGUGGUAUGCUAAAGUCCCAGCUCAGGCCACCCUGACCACUGUUGUGAUCCUCACGAUGUUCACUAAGGGACUUCGCCCUGAAGCACUAAGGUUCCAUGCGACUGAUGGGACUCUACUACAGGACAUUCCAAUUGCCGAUGCCUUGGCUACUGCCUCACAGAUCGAAUGCCUUUUAUGGACUUUUCCUCUCCUGCUGAUUCGCGCUCAAUCACCUCCAGCGGCCUCAAGGCCUGCACCACAUGCUGAUGAGAUACCUCCCACGGUCCCUUUUUCAGCUCGUGAGGACGAAUCAUUGAUCAUUGCUCUUGACUCAAGCCCCGCAUACAGGCUGUCACCAGAGCUCUUUCAAGAGAUGCUAUGCUUUCUCGAGUUCAACACUCGCUGGGCUCUUCCAAGCAACAGCAACAGGCAAAUUGUGUCCCUUCUCUGGGAACCUACCCUGGGAGUGCUCACCAUUGCACUCGACUCCACUGUACCAGCAGCGGACCUCCAAGAGCAGCUGGCAACCCAUUUUGGACCCCACAAGCACAUGGUCUACCAGAGCCCCUUCCCGAUUCGCAAGAUUGCUCCAGGCCCUCUCUUCACUGUGAGGGACCGCAAUCACUCCAACAACGCGUUGGUCAUGUUCCAAAAAUUGCAGACUGAAGUUUGGGUGAGGGCGCAUGUUGUGCCCAAAGAAAUCGAGCGAUCCACCAAGAUCACUACGCAGGAAGGUCUCUUCCAGAUCGUGCACCACAAUGAUCGUCCAUGCACAGGGGAUCGACUUCACCUGGCCAACGGAGACUGGUUGCUGAUCGAGCCUGUUCUCACUGAUGUUGUUGUAGGUGGCCAUCACCGCUGGACCACCAAUCCUGAAGUCCUACCAAGAGGAGCCAACUUCACGGACAGGAUCAGCUUCAGUAUCAACACCCACGGUUGGGCUGCGUCGGAUGAACUGCAUGCUGCUAUGAUGUGGCUUCUUCGCCGAUUCCCCGAGACAAUUGCCGAGUUCAACAUUCUCCAAUGGCACACUGCUGAACAGGAAUUCAGUGAUGAGCUGUAUGGAGAGCCACGCUUUGCAGAGAGUGGACGAGCAGUCACAGCUGUGCUAGUCGACAACCACUGGGCAGCAAUCGAAGUCAACAUCAUUGGCCAUCACACACAAGUCCACACCUUUGGACUGGGCGCCAACCUUGCCCAACGAGCAAUGCACAUGAUCUGUAGACGUAUGGAUGUCACACCCCAGCGUGUGCAACAACACAUCCACCCUGCACAGCCUCCGGAGCAUUUGUGCGGUUGGUUUCUCCUCCAGCGCUACUACAUCUUAUGCCAGGCCUUGCAUCAGCUUCCUGAUACUAUGAAUCAAUUCAAUGACUUGCCUGCAUUUCGACGUGGUGAAAUUCGUGAGGCAUGGGAAGCAGCUCAGGAAGAUUGGCGCAGAGCAGGGGCAUCUGACAAUCUGAUGCACUUCGCUACUGCCCUCCGCACCAACUUCUUGGUCAAUCUUGCCAUUACAGCCACCCGUGAUUCAUCAGUUGUCAAUGUCCCACUGCACGUUCAGUUCCCGGCGCAAUUGGCACCCACUGCAAGACCUCUACAUACAGGGCAACAAGCAGCACCAUCACAAGCCCAAGACACACCUGAAGCAGCGCCACUUCAGCCAGCGCCCAUCGAUCCGGCACCACAGCAACCAGACAGAGUCCACAUCAGACUCCUUGAGUCGCUCGGCAGGCCUGGUUGGCUCUCCUCUGACACUUUGGACCACGCCCUUGAAUCGCUCCGCUGGCAUUGUCCGCAGAUAUGCUUUUGCCCCCCGGCCCAGUGGAUUUCUGAUGAUCAGUCUUUGCGUUUCCUGGCCGGCUUGGAAUGCCUGCAUGACACGUUUAGUCAGAUUAUUCUCUUUGUCCUCUGGAGAGAGCAUUGGAUCCUGUGUGAACUCCAUGUCCAUGCAUGGGAGGUAUUCAUUCAGACUGUUGGCCCCAUUGAGAUCUUGCCUGACUUGCACCUCCUGGUUGCUGCAGUGUGUCGACUCUUCCGGCUCCACAACCUUGUGUUGAAUACCGCUGCAACCCACUUCGCAGCUCCUGUUGGACUUUGUGGCUGGUCGCUGCUUCGAACUCCCCUUCGACGCUUCCAAGUCCCAUUACCUCAGCUCAGCCAGCCGUGGCUUGCUGCACUGCGUGUUCACAGGCUGCAAGCUCUUAUCCGGCAAGUUCAAGUUGCAGAAACCAAUCUUUGGGAGACACAAGGUGACCCUGAUUUGCUGCAGUUUGCCUCUGGCAUUGCGCUUGAAUUCCUUGUGCACAUCAUUCAAAACCGCUUUCCCAAUGAGAGGAAUGUUGGAGGGGCCUUGAACGAUACAGGUCAUCAGCUGCCUAUUCCACAUCUGCCCCCGGUUGGCUCUGCUACUCCGCAGUUGCGAGUCCAAGAACGUCUCAACCUGUUCGACACUCGCCCUGGCUGGCUCUUUUCAGACACGGCAGAUUACCUCUUGGACUUUCUGCGUGAAGCGGAUCCGGACACAGUAUACCUCCCACCAAUGCAGUGGACUUCUCAGGGUGUUUCGGCAUUCAAUGACUUGUGCUCGCCAAUUCAAGCUUCUCAGAAGGCCAUUGGUCUCAUUUUGUGGGAGCAGCAUUGGAUUCUUUGCGAAUUUCAAUCCACGGUGUGUGCAAGUUGGCUCUUUCUGACUGGACCACCAGAACUCCGCCCUCUUGCUGUUCAGUGUGCUACUGCCGUGUGCCAGCACUUAGGAAUUGAACCGGUCCCACAUGUGGUUUGUCGUGACUUCCAUGCUCACCCUCAUUUGUGUGGGUGGACCUUGUUGUGGCUCUGCUUUGAAAAGGUUGGCAUCCAGGUCCAUUAUCCUGGGCCAUUGCAUGAGGCAUCCUUUCUUCGCAGCAUCCAUCAUGUUGAUGUCCAGAGGGUCCUGACAAAUGCAACUCUUGCAUGGCAACAACCGGACAUGCACCAGGCUGCCUAUUUUGCCAUGCGACUGCUCCCUUGGCACAUUCUCCAAGUCUUGCAAGGCCGAUUUCCUGAUCAUCAAGCUGCAGGAGGUGCUGGGGACGCCAAAGCAGCUGCAAAACCAAAGGGCACUCCUCACAGCGGAGCAGACCCGCUCAUGGCACAUGACCCAUGGGCCAAAGCAGCAGUGAUUGCAAAACUGCCAAGUGCUGCUAGAAGCACCCUGCUCUCGCUUAGCGGCCAGCAGGGAAUUCUACUUCGGGACUUUUUGGACUCUGGCUCGCAACCAAUUGACACUUCUGUCAUCCCGAAGUUUUGGGAAGUUAGCCAGAAGGGCCUCAGAGAAUUGUCCAUCAGCAUUGAAGGUGUCAAGGGCAUUGCAGGUGCCAUCCUCACCCGCAGAGGCCUCGCAAUCAGGGCCUGGACUGCGAACAUCGCCGAGGUGAGGCGGAAGCUCUUGCCAAAUGAUGCCAGGCUGAACGACACCAACAUCGCAGUUGUUCCACGGCAUAUGAUGGACGCUGCAGGCUGGCCGCCUGGAGCCUCGCCUGCCGAUGUGAUCGAGUCAGUCACCAAAGCAGUGAGCCAAGCACCCAUCCCGACGAGAACCUUCCGGUCCGCCGGAGUACAUACAUGGCAAUUGGGCUUCCAAACCCUACCACAUGUCCAGACCUUCACGGUCAAGAUCAACGGGUCCUUGCACCAGAUCCUGUUGACUCCCACGCCAUUUCACUCCAAGGGGAAUGGCAAGGGGAAGCAACGCCCGCCUAAGAAAGGCUUCACCAAAGACGAGCCUCAUUUUCCACCAGCAGCCACCUCGAUUGCUGCAGCCUCAGCACAACAAGACAAGAAACGCAUCGACCAGCUCGAAAACCGUUUCGAUUCUUUGCAAAAGCAAGUCACCGGAAUUGAACACAAACAGACAAGUCUCGAGAGCAAGUUGGACCAGCGGUUCAACGAUAUAGGUGACACUUUGAGGCAACUCGUGCAGCUCAGCACGAACCGAGCUCAUGAGCCCAGCGGUGAAUCCCCACCGCCCAAGAACCAGCGUAUCGCAUGA
This is a messenger RNA of Durusdinium trenchii, 4353 nucleotides long. The record is from the annotation of a GenBank genome assembly. Lineage: Eukaryota; Dinophyceae; Suessiales; Symbiodiniaceae.